This is a messenger RNA of Entrophospora sp. SA101, 1643 nucleotides long. NCBI's taxonomy places the organism in Eukaryota, Fungi, Glomeromycota, Glomeromycetes, Entrophosporales, Entrophosporaceae. The record is from the annotation of a GenBank genome assembly.
UUAAUGAAGACAAAUAUGAAGCUGAAGGUGUCUUUGAUACAUCCAAAACUAUUAAUGAUGAAUUGGGAGGCACUAUUUAUUAUUCAGCCAGUUUCCAUCCAAUCAUUCCCCUUAAUAAUGUGACUAUUACAGAAACGGAGAAAAAGGUCGAUUUAGCAGAGCAAACAGAAAGGGUCGAAGUAGUUGAAAAUACUAAUGUUUUGAAUUAUACAUCUGGAAUUUUAACUAUAAAAUUUGUUCAAGCUAAUAUUGAAAAAAAAGAUAUAUCAUUGGAAUUAUAUGUAGAUAAUGAUGAAUUCCCUGUUUACAAUACAAGUCGUUCCAGAUCUUCGAAUCCUUGUUGGAAUGAAGGUGUUGCUAAAAUUUUUGUGAAGGAACUUGGGUAUUCCAGAAUUAGAUUAUAUGUCAAAUCAGGAGAAGGGAAAAGACCAAUUGGUACAAUUGUACAUGAUAUCAAAAAAUUAAUUGAAAAUUCUCAAUCGUCAACAGAUGGCAGUUGGUUAAAAGCUCCUGAACUAGAAAAUGCCCAAUUUAAUAUUUCUGUGAAUUAUCUUCCCGUAAAAUAUGAAUUGGAUCCUUCUGAAAGUUUAAAAAAUAUGGGUCGGUUAUCAAUAACCAUCAAUAGCGCUAAAAUAUUAGAAGAAGUUUGUAAAUCAGGCAGUAUUGACGCAUAUUUAUUUUUUAUACUUAACGGCGAAAAGAUUUUUAAAUCAAAAACAAUUAAGCAAUCAUUAAAUCCUGUUUUUGACGAGAAAUUUGAAGCAAAAAUUGUAACAAAUUUUGAAUUGGAGGUGAUUGAUUGGAAUCAAAUUGCAGCAGAUGAGAAAUUGGCUGUUGGAAAGAUUCCAAUUGAUGAUCUUGAACCAACCAAACUAACAGAGAAAGAGAUCCCUAUUACUAGUAUCAAGGAUCCAAAAAUUUCAUAUGGAACUGUUUAUUUGGAAUUAUUAUUUACGCCUGAUUUUUUGGACAAAGAAACACGACAAAGAGGACCUAUUAAUGGAGCAAAAAGAACUCUAUCUGGAAUUGGUAGCACGGCCAUUUCAGGUGGAGAUAAAAUCCUUAACGCGGGUAGUAGCAUAGUUGGUACAGUAGGUAGUGGAAUAGGGUCAGUAGGUGGUUUUUUUAAUAAAAGAAAUAGUGGUGGUAUUGAUCCACAUAAAAAUGGAGAAGUUACUUCAGGAUCUAUAAAUCCCGAGUUAAAUGGAUCUAGAAAAAAUUCAACUAAAAGUGUUAAUCAAUCGGAAGAAAAUAUUGGUAUACCUGGUACCUUGACAUUAUCUAUUCCUGAAGCGAAAGAAUUACUUCCUACUAAUAAAAGCGGCUUGAGUGAUCCUUAUUUCAAGGUUAAAAUAGACAAAAAACAGAUAUUCAAAUCUGAUGUGAUAAAGAAAAAUCUAUCUCCUCAAUGGAAAUCUUCAAAAGUUCAAAUUCCAAAUAUAACUGGUGGACCAAUAACAUUACAUAUCUUUGUUAAAAAACAUCAUCUAGUUGGUAAAGAUGAAGAUAUUGGAGAGUAUGAUUUGAAUUUGUGGGAACAUAUUAAACCAGGUGCCUUUACAGAAGAUACGUGGGUAAAUUUAACAAAAGUUAAUCGCGGUAAAUUACAUAUUAAAUUGGAUUAUAAACCAAAAGAUAAUUGA